UCAUCCCAUGGACUGCUCCCCCUCCCCCUCGACCUCGACCUCCUCCUCAACCGCCUCAACCUCCUCACUACAUCCUGCCAGCCUCGUCGACUCCGCUGCCCAUUCACCGGCUCUCUUGGAGCUCGUAAACUUCAAAAUAUCUCGGCCCGUAAUAGAUUACCUUGUUGACUCCGUUGCUGAAACAGUCGAUUUUGCCAUGGGUCGUCCCUCACCAUCGUUUACCCGUGGCCGGCCUACAACACGCCGCCCAGAACUCGCAGACUUCACUUCGUUCGCCACCACAGUGUUGAGCCGCGCAGAAGUCACGAUGCCAGUUGUUCUGACUUCGCUUGUCUACAUCGACAGAGCCAAGCCUCAUCUUCAUAUAGCUCUCGAGGAGUGGGCCCUCGAGAGGGUGUUCUUGGGUGCAUUGAUAAUCGCGUCCAAGUAUCUUAAUGAUUCGACACUGAAGAACAUUCACUGGGCCAUGUGCACGGGGGUAUUUGGGAAACGCGACAUUGGGCGGAUAGAACGAGAGUUCCUUGAUGUUCUUGACUUUGAGCUGAGUGUCUGUGAAGCAGACCUGUUGAGCCACCAUGCGGGUCUUACUGCGGCUGUCUCCCCAUCACCGUCACGCCACUCCAUCGAACAAGCCUCACCCCGCUCGCCUCUCAAAUCUCACCAUCAACGAUCCUCCGUUCCCCCACUGCACCCUUCCAGUCCAGAAUCCUCCGACAGUUCCUCUUCACCAGAGACGCCUUCAACUCUUAACGAGUCUUCACCGGAGUCUUACCAUCCAAAGAAACUGCAGCCAGCCCACAAACACUCUGCCUUUUCCGAUAUCCUGCGUUCUCUCCCCUUGCCCAUACCCCAUCGUCACCAUUCACACCAAUCACACUCACGGUAUCCUGUGCGGAUGAACGCAUAGUACUUUUGAGUUUAUUAUUGCUGUAUUCUGAAAAAUCUUGCAUUGGUGGUUUGGUUCAUAUGUACACCUUCGAUUUCACGCCGCAUACUCAUGGUUCAUUUUGACCUGUCAUAACAACUUUAUUUAUCGCAAUCAUCAUACUUCGUUUAUAUCUGCAUGUACAUAUCAUAUAUUAUCCAAGUAAUUGUCACCGUAGGGGUGU
Messenger RNA from Guyanagaster necrorhizus, 1109 nucleotides. RefSeq lists its product as uncharacterized. NCBI's taxonomy places the organism in Eukaryota, Fungi, Basidiomycota, Agaricomycetes, Agaricales, Physalacriaceae. Bases 8 to 907 code for a protein of 299 amino acids. Gene Ontology annotation, molecular function: cyclin-dependent protein serine/threonine kinase regulator activity; protein kinase binding. Gene Ontology annotation, biological process: regulation of cyclin-dependent protein serine/threonine kinase activity. The record is from RefSeq and is a predicted model, not a curated record. Gene Ontology annotation, cellular component: nucleus; cyclin-dependent protein kinase holoenzyme complex. The transcript is spliced from 3 exons.